Aspergillus wentii DTO 134E9 is the source of this 1479-nucleotide messenger RNA. RefSeq lists its product as uncharacterized. Gene Ontology annotation, cellular component: membrane. Lineage: Eukaryota; Fungi; Ascomycota; Eurotiomycetes; Eurotiales; Aspergillaceae. Gene Ontology annotation, molecular function: transmembrane transporter activity. Gene Ontology annotation, biological process: transmembrane transport. The record is from RefSeq and is a predicted model, not a curated record. Bases 1 to 1479 code for a protein of 492 amino acids. The transcript has 6 exons.
AUGGAAGGUCAAAAGGAGCCACUAUCUUCCGCUUUGGAGAACGGCGAUAAAAAUGCACACCCAAUCACAUUAGACAAAGCAGAAACCGCCCGAAUCCUCCGCAAGAUCGACUGGCGACUCCUCCCCCUCUUGACGGUUCUCUACGUCCUCUCCUUCCUGGAUCGGGGAAAUAUCGGAAAUGCCAAAGUGGCUGGGAUGAACGAAGAGCUCGGACUCACUGGAGCGCAGUACAAUCUCGCCUUGACGGUUUUCUUUUUUCCGUACGCUGUUUUCGAAGUUCCCAGCAACGUUGUACUUAAGCUUAUGCGGCCGUCUAUAUGGAUGUGUAUCAUGAUGGUUAGUUGGGGAGUGGUGAUGACCAUGCAGGGGAUUGUGAAGAGCUAUACAGGGCUGCUUAUUACGAGGUUUUUCCUGGGUCUUGCGGAGAGUGGCUUUUUUCCUGCUUCGACUUAUCUUUUGACGUGCUGGUAUUGUCGGUUUGAGGUACAGACGCGCAUGAGCAUUUUCUUCUCUGCUGCUUCUCUGGCUGGUGCCUUUUCGGGACUUCUUGCAUUUGCAAUUGAAAAGAUGGACGGCGUAGGCAAUUUGAGUGGCUGGCGAUGGAUAUUCCUGCUCGAGGGAAUGCUGACGGUUGUCAUCGGCCUUAUACUCCCCUGGACUCUGCCGGAUCACCCUGAAACAGCUUCAUUUCUCACUUCUGACGAGAGAAAAUUCCUCCGGGCACGACUUGACCAGGACUCUGGAACAGCAGCAGGGACUGUUGGUACGCAGGAGAAAUUCCAAUGGCAUUAUCUGAUCUCCGCCUUGACCGAGUGGAAGAUCUAUCUGGCCGUGACCAUGUAUUGGGGGAUUUCCAUCUGCCUGUACGGCUUCACCUACUCCGCACCAACAAUCAUCAAACAACUCGGCUAUUCCUCCGCCCAGGCCCAGCUCCUCACCAUCCCAAUCUACUUUCUCGGUGUGCUCUCCACCCUCCUCUUCGGCUUUCUCGCCGACAAGCACCAGUCCCGCUGGCCAUACAUUAUUGGCCCAUUUGGCAUUGCCCUAGUCGGAUUCAUUGGUCUUCUGGCCAUCCCCCACCCUCGACUCCCGGGCCUCACUUACGCUUUUCUCUUCUGUAUCCCAGCCGGCAUUUACCCGCCUGUCAUGGGGACCCUGUCGUGGUUUGGAAAUAACCUUGCUCCGUCGUGGAGGCGUGCUAUCGGCAUGGCCUUGUUGAUUUCGAUUGGUAAUUUGGGCGGCGCAAUCGGCUCCAAUAUCUUCCUCGAACAGCAAAAACCACACUACUGGCUGGGUUAUGGAAUAUGUACUGGCAUCACUGUAGCAGCCAUGAUCAGCGUGCUGGUGCUGCGAUUCAGCUAUGCCAAAAUCAACGCUGAACGAGACAAACUGAGUGAAGCAGAAGUGCUGGAGAAGUAUAACGAGGCGGAGCUGAUCCGGAUGGGCGAUAGAAGCCCGCUUUUUAGAUACGUGGUGUAG